AUGGAUAGUGUGCUGGUUGUGCAAGAAUGUAUUCAUUCCAAAGUUUUGAGUAAGAAGCCAGGGAUUUUGCUAAAAUUGGAUAUGGAGAAAGCCUAUGAUCGUGUUGAAUGGGGUAUUUUACUAGAAAUUUUGAGAGCUAUGAGCUUUAGCGAUAAAUGGAAGAAUUGGAUUAGGGGAUGUUUAUCUUUGGGUGGAAAGUCUAGGUUUUUUUCAGGUUUCAUGAUUCCCGACUCUAAUAUCGUUAUUUCCCAUAUUCAGUAUGCUGAUGAUACUUUGAUUUUUUUCGAUGCGGAGUCUGCUCAGGUGUCUAAUAUUGCUAGAUUUUUAGAGAUUUGUGAUGUUACUUUGGGUCUUAAGGUUAAUUUCCACAAAUCGUCUUUAGUUGGAAUAAAUGUUGAAGCGGAUAUGAUAUCAGAGCUGGCUAUUCUGUUGGGUUGUAAGGUUGGAUCUUUUCCUAUUACGUAUUUGGGUCUUCUUAUUUCUUAUUCGAGGCUCACCAUUACUAUUUGGGAUAUUGUGCUUAAAAGAGUACAACGUAAACUUGCACUAUGGAAACACAAAUACUUGUCUAUAAAAGGAAGGGUUACUUUACUGAGAACUUCCUUAGCUAACCUCCUAGUUUACCAAAUGUCUCUGAUUCAUAUACCUGCCUCAGUUGCUAAGAGAUUGGAGAAAAUGAUGCGUGAUUUGCUUUGGGGCGCUACUAUUGAGAGAAGGAAGUUUCAUUUAUUAAGAUGGGAUAAAGUUUGUUCUCCGAAGAAAGAAGGUGGUUUGGAUAUUAGAAAGAUUUUUUUGCAAGGAGCAAAAAAUCCCUUGGGAGCUUCGUGGCCUAUGGAUUUGGUUGAAACCCUGCCAGUUUCAUUUGUCCAUGUGUAUAGGGAAGCUAAUUUCUUUGGCGGAUUUCUUGGCUAA
This is a messenger RNA of Amborella trichopoda, 912 nucleotides long. NCBI's taxonomy places the organism in Eukaryota, Viridiplantae, Streptophyta, Magnoliopsida, Amborellales, Amborellaceae. The record is from RefSeq and is a predicted model, not a curated record.